ACACGUUAUUGGGGGAAAGUUUAAAAAUAUUGAUCGGAUAUUCGUAAGGAUUAAUGGCCGCCCAGAGUCCUACAGAUGGAUGUCUUCCGCCGUGGAAGAAACCUGGGAAACAAGGAAAGGAGGUGUCAAGAUCUGAAGACGAGAAAAAGCCUACAGCAACAAAAAUUACAGAAUCGGCAAAGCCUAUUUUAGAGGAACAAGCACUACUCAGAGAAAAGCUUAAGAAUUUACCGACGUGGAAGAAAGAUAAAGACGCGCAUUUGAAGAGAAAAACACAACCAGUGGUGGCCAGGCCCCCUUCUCCAGGAACAUCAGCCAAUUCUAGUGCCAGGCCCCAAGCAGCUCAGUGUGGAACAGUGCCAGUGAAGGUGCCAUCUCCUCCAACACGGCGACGCACUCCUGGUAAUUCACCCUCUAAUUCCUUAUGUUUCUCAUUUCCACGGAGUUCAUCACCUGUAUAUGAUGCACCUAACGAGGUCAAGCGCAAGGUUGAAAAAGCAAUGAGAGCAAGACUCUACCUUUUGCAGCAGACUGGGCCUAACUCAUUCCUGAUUGGUGGAGAUUCACCUGAUCAUAAAUUCCGUGUGAUGAUUGGUCCACAGAGUUGUACUUGUACAAGGCCACAUUGUGUCCACCUUCUUUUUGUGAUGCUUAGAGUCUUCAAACUCAAAGAAAAUGAUCCUCUUUUAUGGACUCAAAAAUUGAAAAACUUUGAGGUGGAGAAGUUGCUCUCCAAGUUCCAUGCUCGAGUGAAGUCACGUUUACAAAAGGACAUGAAUGCACAGAAAACAUCUCGAGCCAAGGGCCAGAGAAGCACACCACCAACAACACCAUGUACUAACAGUUUGGGAGGGUUACCCCAGGCACGUGAAGAUGAAGAGGUGUGCCCAAUUUGCUUAUUGGAAAUGGUGGAAGGGGAAAGUUUGACAAGUUGCCAAGAUGGUUGCCAUAACAGACUUCAUCAGCAUUGUAUGGAAAUAUGGGCUGCUGAAUGCAAGAGACAGCGAGAGGCAUUGUUUUGUCCACUCUGUCGCAAGAUUUGGUCAUCACCUUCAAAUAUCUGUAGCCCUAAAAGAUCUCCAGAUCACAGUAUACGAUCCGAACUACCCAGUGUACCAGCACCCUUGGGCCCUGAGGAAAUCACACUACCACACUCAAACCCAGUACCAGCAGCACAGGUGGAACUGGCCAAACCAUGGAUUGAGGCAUUUGGUGAAAAUCUUGUGUGCUGUUUGUUUUCCCGUGAAUGGAAUGUGAGAGAGACAGCUCUUCGCCGUUUAAGUAAGGACAUAAACACUGUAUUUAUGGAAGGAAGUAGCUCACAAAACAUGACGGCCUUUGAAGCUUGCUGUUCUCUGUUGUCCAUGAUGUGUGGGGACCCUGUGUACCGAGUGUAUGUGGCUGCUCUGAGAACUCUCCGUGUAUUGGUGAUGCAUAUGUCUUACUCAACCCAGCAAGAGAAAUAUCAUCUUCAGAAAUGUUUGUUUGACGUAAUUGAAGCUGUUUUAGCCAAGUGUGCGGACUCCAAUAGGCGUAUUAGUGCAUUGUCAAUCCAAGUUCUUUUGGAACUCUGCAAGGAUGAGAAUGGGGAUUUGGCAUUAGGCAAGAUGCUCGGCGCUGAACAUGUGCCCCAGCCUCUGGGAGGUUUUAACUUCAUUUUAUCCUGCAUACUAAGGACUGCAGCUGAAUAUUCAACUUGGCCGUGGUGGCUUGGGCGGCUGAUGUUUCUGCGGAAGUUAAUGGAGGAGUAUAUCACGGAGUUUGAGCUUUCAGAUGAUUGUGUUUCUGUUCAAAUGGAUACAGCUGGUGUUCUUGUUCAGGGCAGAGGGAACAAUGCUUGUGAAGACCCAAGUGAAAUUUAUCAAAGUAACGUCCGCCGCCUGAUGUCGGUGUUGAAGUUUACCAUGCAAGCUGCAAACUGUUCCCAUAGCAAAGUCAGCAAACUGGCCAUCGCUGUUCUUACGUGUUGUAUGUCAUUAUCUUCUUGUGUACCCUCAGCUCAACAACACAUUAAGAAAGUGGUUUCCAAACUGAAGCCCUCUCAACGCAGUUCGCUUAAUCGUCAGCUUCAAGCGAUUCCCAGGGCUAGUGUGACUACAGUGAGUCGCAGUGAUUCUGUUUUUACUUAUGAACCGCAAACAAGUAUGGAUCCACCGUCUUCUACCUCCAGUAACCGGGACUCAGCCAUCGGCAGCUUGCCUUCAGCCAUGUCCGAUGACGAAGCAGAUAAUUUUUCAGAGUCAGAGCUUCUUCAGGCUAUUGUAGACAACUUCGAGAGACCACAGUCCUUGUGUCUAUCGCCUUCAUUUACCUUCUCCCCCAAUGAGGAGGUUAAUCUUGAUUGGUCCAGAUCUCUGGAGGACUCCCCAAGAAUGCCCCCAGUGAAGCUGGCUGUUGGUAAGAAGUGCCAGGAGAUCAUCGCACAGGAAGAAGCAGAAGCUAUGGCUAAAGCUAUGGCUGUCUCUUCUCUAGACUCUGGGCCUUCCAGGAUACCAAGCUUGGAUUCAGGUGAUGAGAUGGUCAUCAUCUUUACUCAGCCAGAGUCUCUGGAAAAGGCAGUCAAUUCUAAACACCUUUAUCUGGAGGGAGUUCAUUGGAAAAAAGGAGAACUGUUAGGGACUGGGGCCUACUCAUCUUGCUAUGCUGUCAGAGAUCUUAUGAAUGGGUCCCUUAUGGCUGUCAAACAGGUUUCCUUUUGCCGCAAUUCAGUGGAAGAUCAGACCAAGGUUACACAGACCAUUGAGGAUGAGAUCUCUCUGUUAGGAAGACUACAGCAUCCACAUCUGAUUAAAUGCCUCGGUGCAACGAAACACGCUGGACACUUCAACAUCUUCCUGGAGUGGAUGGCUGGUGGAUCAAUCACAAAACUUCUUACAAAGUAUGGGCCGUUUGAUGAGAAGAUUGUGAUCAGUUAUACGAGGCAGAUUCUUCAGGGAGUGGGAUACUUGCACCAAAAUCAAGUCAUUCACAGAGAUAUUAAAGGAGCAAACAUCUUAGUGGAUUCAACAGGCAAGAACAUUAGAAUAGCCGACUUUGGUGCUGCGGCAAGAUUAGCAACACAGUUAACAGGAGCUGGCGAAUUUCAAGGCCAGUUGCUUGGAACAGUCGCAUUUAUGGCUCCUGAGGUCCUACGUGGAGAGAGCUAUGGACGAAGCUGUGAUGUGUGGAGUGUGGGAUGUGUUGUCAUAGAAAUGGUUACUGGAAAACCGCCAUGGAACGCACAUGAACAUUCAAAUCACUUGGCUCUUAUCUUUAAGAUCGCAAUGGCCGAGUCCCCACCCGACAUACCAGAGAGCCUUAACCCAGCUCUUCGAGAUGUGCUCCUGAGGUGUUUUGAAUCAAAGCUUGACGAGAGACCGCCUGCUACGGAACUCCUUAGACAUCCACUCUUUACUCAAAUGUGAAAGGAAGUUAGCUACCAGCAUUUUUUUUUCUUUAAAUUCAGUCAACUUGAAUUACUCAAGUGAAGCUGUAAGCUUCAUUAACGCUGCGCACUCGGACAUAAGCCCGACUUGUGACCGAGUCGUUUCACUUGAUCCCGAAUUAGUUAAAAUCUUCCGGAAGGUCAUAACGUUAUGUGUGACGUCAGCAUGUCUGAAUGCAGAGAGGCAGAGUUGGAUCCAGGAAUUUUUUGAUUGAAGGGUUUGAUCUUUGAUUCAUUUUUUUUUUCUUACACAAGAGCCUGAAUAAGCGAGAUAAAUGUUUCAACCUUGGAAAUUUAGCAGUAAUAUGCCAUCCUGUCGUUGAAGGAGUCAUAGUUUCAGAUAAGAAAUAAAAGUACCCACAGUUCUUAUGGGAGGGGGUCCGUUUCCCCCCCCCCCCUUCCGCUCCUGACCUUCCCCCUGGAUCCACCUCUGUUUACGUUUGCCGAAGGACGUUUUUUUAAAUGUUCAUAUUCGUUAAUAUUCGUACAAGAGCGAGAGCAAGAAAAAAAAAAAAAAAAGAUAACAUUCAUGAAGUAAAGCCACCUCAACUUUUUCCCUUCAACUUCCACUUUCAGCAACCGUAUCACAAUUUAAAUCGAACUCCCAAAGCCUGAUUAGCUUUUACAUUCUUACCAGCCGUUUUCAGGAGAAUCUACUUUUAUAGUGGGGAGAUGUUGAAUUUUAAUCACUUGAUGAUUUGAAAGAUUCAUCAAAAGACAAUUUUUUUAAGGUUCUUACCGAAAAUUUUAUUCUGAUGAUACUUUCAUAGAUUGUACAGUUUUUCUUCCUCAACGAACUUUCGUGUGGGUGGUUUUUCCUUCUCCCCAACUGAUUUGUACAUAUCUUAUUCAGAUUUCUAUAGCCAGCAUCCGUGAUGUUUAACAAGUAGUUUUAAAAACUCCAUCUUAAAGAUCCAAAAUCUCAGCCGUUUGUAUUUUUACAGUACGUUUUUAGGAAAACCAAAAUUAGUUGAAAUUAAACGUUUGUAACAUUAUAUUAGUCAUUCCCAGUGGCAGACUGUAAGUUUUUUUGUCAGCGGUAGAUCGCCAAUGCAACGAAGGUGUUGUGUAACAUUGUUUCAAGAAACAGUUGCUUUCUUCUUUGAACAAUUCAUACAUUUUAAGGAAUACGUAGAACGGUUUGCUUGAAACAUGACUUGCAUUGUGUGAAUAAAGAU
Messenger RNA from Pocillopora verrucosa, 4602 nucleotides. Its product is annotated as mitogen-activated protein kinase kinase kinase 1. Gene Ontology annotation, molecular function: protein kinase activity; zinc ion binding; ATP binding. Gene Ontology annotation, biological process: protein phosphorylation. Lineage: Eukaryota; Metazoa; Cnidaria; Anthozoa; Scleractinia; Pocilloporidae. The record is from RefSeq and is a predicted model, not a curated record.